Molecule: messenger RNA, 8831 nt
Organism: Brassica napus (rape)
Lineage: Eukaryota; Viridiplantae; Streptophyta; Magnoliopsida; Brassicales; Brassicaceae
Product: disease resistance protein RML1A-like
Exons: 2
Coding region: 3987-4712 (241 amino acids)
Biological process (GO): signal transduction
Molecular function (GO): calcium ion binding
Source: RefSeq, a predicted model, not a curated record
ACCUGAAAGAGAGUUUCACCCGAUCAGAGAUUAUCUAUGUACCACGGACGCAAAAUACAAAGGCGGAUAGAAUAGCACGCAGUGUUAGGAAGCAGCCGUCUUUCGUCGUUCACAUGGAUAUAGAUCACCCGGUUUGGUUUACAGAGUCAGUAUGAGUCAAGUCGAUGACAAAAAAAAAAGGUAUAUAGAAAAAACAAAAGAAGAACACAGAUUUUGACUCGCCGUUGUUGGGUGUCAACACGAAGAAAUGUCUAGGGUUCUAAGUCAGUCAAUGAUAGUGCGUGAACCUCUCUGCCUCCGUCUACAUUGGACUGCUUGGAACGCGGACGCAGGUUUCGUUUAAAAAAAAAGCUAAUAUUCUAUAAAUUUUCAAUUUAAAUGAGUUUCGUGAUGCGUUUUCAUAAAAAGAUAAAUCAUAGAUUUUUAUUAAUCAAAAUAAUUAUGAAAAUCAGUUUUAUCACUAUUUGGUUCAGAUUCAUUUCAUAAAUAACAUAUUUUAAAUUGACAUACAUAGGAUCAAGUAUACAUGUAUAUUGACUAGAAAUCUUGCUUACUUUUUCAAAAAAUUGAAAAAUUUAACAUUUAUUUUUUGAUUAAAAAUAAUAAUUAAGAUAUUUUGUAAUGAUAAAAGUUUCAUUUAGUUAAAGUUAAUUGUCAAAUCCAAUAAUAGGUGUUUAAAAAGAAACCAGAAUAGGUAUAAUACGAAUCAUUUUUGAUGAAAUAAUUUCAAAUUAUAUAUUUAAAUGAAAUAACUCAAAUAUAUGAUAUAAUUCCCUUUAUUUUACUACUAACUUAAUACUAAAUAGCGAUUUAAAUAUAUGAUAUUAAAAUUUAAAAUGAUGGUUGUCAUUUGACCCUUUUAGUUACUAUUGGAGUUUGAAGUCUUAGCAUGCUGAAGAAUUUUUAAAAACUUUAUGGCUAGAUUUGCUUAUGCAACUUAAACUCGAUUGAUGUGUUAGCUUUCUAUUUUUCCUAAAUAAUUUAUAUCAAAUUAUAAAUGUAAUAAAAAUAUUUGUGAAGUGUAAGAUACCAAACUUAAUAAUUCUAUUUAAUAUGUUUUCAAAUUGAUGAAAAUUAAAUAAGAAAUUAUGGUUAUUUUUUAGUUGCCACUAGUAAUUGUGGUCUAUUCAAAGAUUGUUUGUAAGCUAAUAUAACAAAAAUGAAUAACAUAAUCAUUAUUAGUUAAAGUAUUUAGUGAUAAAACCUAGCUCUAAACUAUUUUUGAAUCAAAAUAAAAAUCGAAAUAAAAUCUUUCAAUUAGCUUUUAACAUUUGAAAUCUUCAACUUAAAAAUCGUUAGCGUUUUUCAACUUCCGUCUAUAAUACUGUUUAUUUUGGAUUACAAACUUUAAUGCCGUUUAUAAUGCUGUUUUAUAGUUAAAUAUUUUGGUUGGGGAUUUCAUCAUUAAAGGCUGAUAAUGUUUUGGUAAAAGCUUGUAAAAUAGGAUUGAGGUUUAUAAAUAACUAAAAUAAGAUUAAGAUUUAUAAAUUUAUUUAUAAAAACUUGUAAAAUUAGUUAGAAAACUUAUAAAAUUAGUUAUAAAAUCAUUUAUAAAGCCUUACUAGUCACUUAUAAGAUGUAAUAAAAUCAGUUAUAAGAGUUCAAACAAUAAAAAAGUGUUUUUAAAAGUUUAUAAUUUUAUUUAUACAAUAUAUUAAUCAUUUCUAAGAGCUUAUAUGAUAUUUAAAAAGACUUUUAAAUUACUUCUAUGAUUUGUAAAAAAUGUAUAAAGCUUAUAAGAAUUUGUAAAAUAAUUUAUAAAGGCUUAUAAGAAUUUUUAAAAUAAUUUGUAAAGGCUUAUAAAUAAUUUAUAAAAGUUAAUAAACAAUAUAGCAUGAACUAUAGGCUUAUGAAAUAAUUGAUAAAGCUUUAUUAAUCAUUUUUAAGGGCUUAUAAAUUGGUUAUAAAAUUGAUAAUUAGUGCAUAAAUAUUUGUAAAUUAUUUUAAUACUUUUAAAUCGGUUAUAGGAGUUUGAAAAUAAUUGAUAAAUGAUUAUACGAGGAUUAAAUGAUUUUACAUUCGUAUAACCAAUUUUACAAAAAAAUAUUUAUCUUUUGGCAAUCCAUUAAGCGUUUGAUUUAAGUUACUAGCUUGACUUUGUGAUAGAUCUUAGUGGGGUUGAGCAUGAGGGCUUGUUCCAAAACAAGCUCCACAAUCAGUGAUUUUAUAAGGGAUAUUUAACGAUAAAACUCUUCAACUAAAUUUAUACCAGGUAGAAACCCCUAAACUAAUUUUAUUUAAUGGAUUAAAUAAUUUCUCUACCGAUUCUACGAGUAAAUCUUUAGUUUACAAUCUUAACUAAACUUAGUUGGAGGUUUUAAACAUUAAAAAUAAAAAUAUAAUUAAAACUAUUUAAAAAUUUUAGUAACUCAGUUUUAUAAAAUUAGUAUUUCUAUGCUACUUUUAUUCACUUUUCAGUUUUUUUAUAGAUUAUUUUACAAGCUUUCAGAGAUAAAUUCCUUUCAACUAAUUUUUAACUGUUUUUCAUUUAAAAUAGAUGUAUUUUGAACAAAGAUUACAAACGUUAACAUUUUUUUUUGUCAUCAACAUAAACAAACUCAUAAAAACUCUGUAAACUAAAUUGAUAAUUCUAUAUCCAUAUGGAUGAGCGACAAAUGACGGUUGUCUCUUGACACUGCGUGAUCUGGAACUAUAAAAUACUUAGCGUAAACUUUAGGAUCUACAGUUACGACCACUGAUUUUAGAUGAUUUCUUUGUUGGUACAAGAAUUUUAUGUAAUAACGACUAAAUUUUGUUUUUAUCAUGUUAGACGCUAUAGUAAUAUUAUAUAUUUUAAUAUUUUAAUAACAUUUACUUAUUAGUAAUCUAAUGUCAUAAUAUUUUUUGGGUCCACCAGUAACUAUGAUGCGGAGGAUAUCAGGAACGGAUACAACUUUUGUUUCAUAAGCAUCACCACAUAACUAUACUUUAACGUCCUACCGCCUGUGGCUACUGAGCUAUCCACGCCUAUUCAUUCUAUUUCAUGCGACGGGGUUCGUUAAUUUUUUGGAGGCUCAUUAGUCAUAUUUACUGCCUCAACAAUUACAACAUGACAUUUCUCGAUAUGUCACACAUCCUUCUAUUGCUGCAUCUCAACCACGUUUAACUCUUAAGCUUUUCUAUAUAUACCAAAAAUUGGGAUAUUACAAUUCACUCACUCAAAGAACGCUCUUUCUUUGCGCACCACUACAUGUCUGAAGGUGCCUCUCGGAUCAGAACCGAGAUGACUAAUUUCGCUCUGAUACCACUUAUAACGUCCCGAUCGCCCACGGAUAAUGUGCCGGUCCGUGGGUCUUAUUCCGUGCGAUUGGCGGUUCGUUAAUUUUUUUAAAUCUCAUUAGUCAUGUUUAUUGACCAUGCAAUCACCACAUGAUCUUUCUUCGUGUUUUGGCCUCAAUCGCAUAAUAUUGUGAAUUUAUAGGUCAUUCAUCUUUCUAUUACUCCAUCUUAAACACUUUUAACUAUGGAAUUUUAAAUAAAUAUCUUCUUAUAUAGAUAUGCGCACUUUGGGGACGUAGGUAAUCAAAUCAAUAUUUUAAAACCUUUUCACAUAUGCCCUGAUUUUCUAUUACCUAUAUAUUAUGUAUACGUUUGAUCAUAGGAGAAAAUACAUUUAUGAAUUAAGGCUAAGGAGUAUUGGAGUUUAAAAAAAAAAAUAUUCCGAACGGUUACCAAUAAAAACAAGCCUGUGGUCCUCGGCGGCCAUUAGGAAACAAGAGUCUUUUUUGAGUUUUAACAUUUCCACCAAAAACAGAACUCAUAAGAGUCUAUGAGUUUUUAACAUUUGUACCCAAAAAAGCUUUUAUGAGUAGCCGACGACUACGUGGAAAUAAGCCAGUAGUUUCCAGUACAGUCUCAUUUAAUAUUCCUUUUGACAUUUCCUCUUCUCUUUACGUGUUUUGCAUAUAUAUAUGUGAACAACUAACUUGUUUACUCAACAAGCCACUAGUAACUUUCUUCAAACUCUCUUUUGCUCUAGCUCUCUCAUGGCUACUUCUUCUUCUUUGUCUCACGUUAUACACUCAAUCUUCCCGAGCUUCCACGGGCCAGAUGUUCGUAGAGAAUUCCUCAGUCAUUUACACAAUGUCUUUGCGAGGAAACAAAUCACGAUGUUCGAUGAUCAGAAGAUGGAGAGAUGCCAGACGAUCGGACCUGUGCUCAUACAAGCCAUUAGACAAGCAAAAGCAUCCAUCGUUGUGCUCUCUAGGAAUUACGCUUCUUCGAGCUGUUGUUUAGAUGAACUACUUGAAAUCUUGAAGUGCAAAGAAGAUUUGGGGCAGAUUGUGAUGCCAAUUUUCUACGACGUUGAUCCAUCUGAUAUACGGAAACAGAAGGGAGACUUUGGUGUCGCGUUCAAGAAAACCUGUGAAGGUAUAGCAGAGGAAAAGAAGCGGAGAUGGAUCGAAGCUUUGACAUGUGUAGCAACCAUAGUGGGAGAACACUCUCGUAACUGGAAUGAUGAAGCUGCGAUGCUCGAAAAGAUUUCCACAGUUAUGUUGGAAAAACUGAAAAUGGAAAAGUUAUGGGAAAUGUUUAGGAGUCACGAUAUAGACCGGAAUGGUUUCAUAAAUGAACAAGAGCUUCGAUAUUCUAUGACAAGAGAUGGGGGGAAAGUAACCGAUGAAGAAGUUCGUAUGAUCAUCAAGGCAGCGGAUGUUGAUUCUGAUGGUCGGAUCAGCCAUAAUGAGUUCGCCAAAUUCAUCGAAACGUGAGGGAUUCUUAAACCUUCUUAAAGCCUUUAAGCUGAAGAUAAAAAAUAAUAAGAAAUUACGAUGUUUUACAGGAAAUUUUCACCAUGAUUUAGAAUGUUUUUGUCUUUCUUAAUAGUUGAGAUUCGAUAGUGGGUUUCUAAAAUUUUGUAAAUUUUUGUUUCUCUUUUGUCAGGGAUAAUAUAGAAAAAGUUUCCAUGUUCGGAAAGUUUGCCACAGAUGUUACACUGUCAUGGGAUGAAAAGAAAGAAAUGAUUCAAUGGUUUAGGCUUCUGGAUGUAAACCAGAAUGGUUUCAUAACUGCGGCAGACUAUCAAAAAUAUAUUUUGACAAAUUAUGGGAAAAAAGUAACCGACGAGGAUGCUCAUAAUUUCAUCAAAGCAUUUGAUGUUGAUUGCGAUGGUCAGGUCAGCUAUGAUGAAUUCGUCAAACUGACGAGGUGAUGCAGUGUCUUAUAAGACCAUCUAUAUAUACAAGAGGGAAAGUGAUGUGUAUGAUUUAUGAAGCUUCGUCGACUAGGUUAGGCGAGCAGAAGUAUCUCGUUGAAGAAAUGUGAUAAUGUGUAUAGUUGUACUCUUUUUCCUUAUUAUGAUGUUUAUAUCCCACUAAAUUUUUUCAUGACAAUGUUUUAAAAAAGCAACAAAGAACACAUAAAUGAUAAACACUCAAAAAAUAUAUUAGAAUUUCAAAGAUAUAGGUUUAUCAUUGUUCUAAAGUCUUUGAGAUCAAGGGAACGAAGGAAAACGACCAAAUCACUUCUUUUUUUUUUCUAACCAAGAAAAAUAGUAAUCUUGUUGCUUAAAAAAAGAAUAGUAAUCUUUACAAUGAGAGAGUGUUAUGGUACUUAAACAACUUUGAAUUACCAAGCAUUUACAGGAACAGAGGAGGAAGACGAUUUUGAGCUGAUGGCUGAGACGCAGCCUUUAAGGCGAUCAAGAAUGGCGUGUUUGGUCUUCGUGAGGUUUGCGUGUGACGUCAGAGGCAGCCCUUCUUUGACACAUUCGUCGUACUUCUCUAGCACCGCCACAAUGUUUGAGAAGUCCGGACGCUUCGAAGGGUUCUCCGACCAACACCUCUUGAUCAGGUGAUCAAGUUCUGGUUGACAGCUCGCCGGCAAUGGCGGUCUCUCGUUCUGCUCAUAUUAAUAUUAGAUAAAUACUGAAUGUUUCAUGCACGUAACAUAUUCAAGUAUGACUUGUAUCCCAAGCAAACACAACACACAAUCUCAAUGUUCUUUUUUUUUGACUGACUAUGAGGUUACGAGCCCAAAGAUCACGUACAUCUAGGACGAGACCACUACCAUGUUAAAUUAAAUCUCUUUAGAAAAGUAGAUCUUUUGACCCAGAAAAAAAAAAGAAAAGAAAAAUUGAUCCUUCGCACCCUUCCCAUGGAAAUCGAAGCUAUCACCCUUUAGACUUCAAUCUCAAAUGUCUAUCACAAGAUGUUAAGAGACUGACCUUUUCAGCGACUGCAAAUGCGGCUUGCACUGGAGUCAUGCCUUGGAACGGAAGCAAGGCAGUGGUGAGUUCCCAUAGAACGAUCCCAAAGCUAUAAACAUCCACUUUUCUAGUGUAAGGCUUAUCCUUGAUCAUCUCUAGAGCCAUCCAUCGAUAAGUUCCCAUGUUACCCUUGGCCUCUCUGCAUUGCGUCUCAAGACAAGAAGUCCCAAAAUCUGCAACUUUAACUCUCAUUUCAUCAUUCAAAAGCAAAUUGUUGGACUUAAGGUCUCUGUGGAUUAUUGUAUAUAGAAAAAACAAAAGAAGAACACAGAUUUUGACUCGCCGUUGUUGGGUGUCAACACGAAGAAAUGUCUAGGGUUCUAAGUCAGUCAAUGAUAGUGCGUGAACCUCUCUGCCUCCGUCUACAUUGGACUGCUUGGAACGCGGACGCAGGUUUCGUUUAAAAAAAAAAGAGCUAAUAUUCUAUAAAUUUUCUAUUUAAAUGAGUUUCGUGAUGCGUUUUCAUAAAGAUAAAUCAUAGAUAUUUUUAUUAAUCAAAAUAAUUAUGAAAAUCAGUUUUAUCACUAUUUGGUUCAGAUUCAUUUCAUAAAUAACAUAUUUUAAAUUGACAUACAUAGGAUCAAGUAUACAUGUAUAUUGACUAGAAAUCUUGCUUACUUUUUCAAAAAAUUGAAAAAUUUAACAUUUAUUUUUUGAUUAAAAAUAAUAAUUAAGAUAUUUUGUAAUGAUAAAAACUUCAUUUAGUUAAAGUUAAUUGUCAAAUCCAAUAAUAGGUGUUUAAAAAGAAACCAGAAUAGGUAUAAUACGAAUCGUUUUUGAUGAAAUAAUUUCAAAUUAUAUAUUUAAAUGAAAUAACUCAAAUAUAUGAUAUAAUUCCCUUUAUUUUACUACUAACUUAAUACUAAAUAGCGAUUUAAAUAUAUGAUAUUAAAAGUUAAAAUGAUGGUUGUCAUUUGACCCUUUUAGUUACUAUUGGAGUUUGAAGUCUUAGCAUGCUGAAGAAUUUUUAAAAAACUUUAUGGCUAGAUUUGCUUAUGCAACUUAAACUCGAUUGAUGUGUUAGCUUUCUAUUUUUCCUAAAUAAUUUAUAUCAAAUUAUAAAGGUAAUAAAAAUAUUUGUGAAGUGUAAGAUACCAAACUUAAUAAUUCUAUUUAAUCUGUUUUCAAAUUGAUGAAAAUUAAAUAAGAAAUUAAGUUUAUUUUUUAGUUGCCACUAGUAAUUGUGGUCUAUUCAAAGAUUGUUUGUAAGCUAAUAUAACAAAAAUGAAUAACAGAAUCAUUAUUAGUUAAAGUAUUUAGUGAUAAAACCUAGCUCUAAACUAUUUUUGAAUCAAAAUAAAAAUCGAAAUAAAAUCUUUCAAUUAGCUUUUAACAUUUUAAAUCUUCAACUUAAAAAUCGUUAGCGUUUUUCAACUUCCGUCUAUAAUACUGUUUAUUUUGGAUUAAAAACUUUAAUGCCGUUUAUAAUGCUGUUUUAUACUUAAAUAUUUUGGUUGGGGAUUUCAUCAUUAAAGGCUGAUAAUGUUUUGGUAAAAGCUUGUAAAAUAGGAUUGAGGUUUAUAAAUAACUAAAAUAAGAUUAAGAUUUAUAAAUUUAUUUAUAAAAACUUGUAAAAUUAGUUAGAAAACUUAUAAAAUUAGUUAUAAAAUCAUUUAUAAAGCCUUACUAGUCACUUAUAAGAUGUAAUAAAAUCAGUUAUAAGAGUUCAAAAAAUAGGAUACAAUCACUUCUCAAAAAUUGUUAGGGUAAACUUUUUAUAUUCAUUAGUCUCACCACAAAGCAUCUCCAUAGCCAAGAAAAAUCCCAUCUUUGCAUGGACAUACGUGUUAGUAUAGACUUUUUAUCCCUACAUGGUUGAAGCCUAUCCAUACGCGUAUGAACUAUUUUUAUUUAAAGAGUUUAAAUAUCACCGUGGUGACAUAGGUUCGAACUCGAAAUCUCUGACACUCAUCUGUGAGAAGGAGGUUCUAGUUGGAUACAAACACUUCAAAACUGAAAAAUUUAGGGUAAACUUUUAUAAGAACUAUCCCACCGUAAGGGAGUGCGGUUCCAUAUCUAGAAAAAACCCAUCUCCGGCCUGGAUCUACAGAUUAGUAUACACUAUUUAUUUCUACGUGUAAUAGAAAUUUUUUAUUUGUAGAGACUAAAAGCAUCCACGUCGGUAUGUUCUAAGAGGUGUUCUCAUGAUUAAAUUAAGGGAAAUUAGGGAGUAUAACCAUGAAAAAAAUCAUAAUUCACCAACUAGCCAUUUUCCUUACCAAACCUAUACACACUGUUAUAAAUCUAUAUUAAUACCCUUUGCAUCUACCGGUUUAACCUGCUAACUAAAAAAAAUAAAAAAAAAUUCUUAACUCACCAAAAUUAAAUUGUAGACUAUCCAACUUCGAAAGGCGAAGAAGACACCACCACUAGUUCUCAGAGAAGUUUUGUGGAAGAGAAGAUUGGUUAGGAAGCUUUGUCGAAGACGAAAUGGGGAGGCUUCUCCGAUUCCAAAGCGACAGUCGUGAAGAUGCUAGAAUAUGUACGUAUUUGGUUUGAAGUAAAUCUAUGUCUCGUGUUGGAGAAGAUGAACAGUUUUUUUUAUUAUGUUCUAUUCUAUUAUAUUCAUAUAGAAUAUAAAUAUAAAACAAUAUAUAUUUUUUAUGCGAUAAAUUCUAUUUCA